AUGCUCCUGGAACCUGUAUUUGGCAAUGUUGCCCUAGUCACACCCAAGAAGGAGCUGCAAUGCCAGAUUGAAUCCACCCUAGAUCAAGAUGAAUCCCUGGGGGAAAUCCUACAGUUCCUCCAAAAUGAAUCUAAGGCUCCCCCAUCCAUAAGACAGGCAUUCAAGGAUUACAAAAUGGAGGCAGGAUUGUUGUUUUACCAAGGACACAUUGUAGUCCCCAAUGUUGGAUCACUAAGGAGGAUCUAUUGCAUAUCUUCCACAACAGCCCCCUGGCAAGAAUCCAAGCAGACACCUACUGGCAUGUGGAUUCCUCCCUUAGAACUUCCCAACCAACCCUGGCAGCACAUCUCCUACAAUAUGAUUGUCAAUCUCCCCAAGGAUGGCAACUACAACUCCAUACUGGUCAUUAUAGACAGUUUCACCAAUAUGUGA
Rhizoctonia solani is the source of this 432-nucleotide messenger RNA. RefSeq lists its product as uncharacterized. NCBI's taxonomy places the organism in Eukaryota, Fungi, Basidiomycota, Agaricomycetes, Cantharellales, Ceratobasidiaceae. The record is from RefSeq and is a predicted model, not a curated record. The transcript is spliced from 3 exons. Bases 1 to 432 code for a protein of 143 amino acids.